This is a messenger RNA of Trichomonas vaginalis G3, 825 nucleotides long. RefSeq lists its product as uncharacterized. NCBI's taxonomy places the organism in Eukaryota, Parabasalia, Trichomonadida, Trichomonadidae. Bases 1 to 825 code for a protein of 274 amino acids. The record is from RefSeq and is a predicted model, not a curated record. The transcript has a single exon.
AUGUUCGCUGGUAUUGUCAAUUAUGAAGACCAUUUCUCUUACUUUGAAGAAAUUCAUCAGAAAGUGCUUGAGAAAUGUAAGGUCCAUAUAAAAGACCCUGGUAAUCUUGAUCUCAAGAUUAUUGAUCUUAGUGAGAAGUUAUAUAGUAUCUAUCCUGAUAUCAUCCCUACGAAACUGUUUUCUUAUUAUAAUCAAAUUCAACAAAAAUAUCAAAUCUUCUUGUCACAAACAAAAUUCGACUAUUUUAGUCAAGCUGAAAUCGAAAAUAUUAUUAAUCAUCUUGCAUACGUAUCAGAUAAAGCAUACGAAUAUUUAGAACAAAUUUCAAUUAUCAAUUCUUGGAAAUAUCGAAUUUGUUGUUUUCUCUUGCCUCACACAAACUGGAAUACAUGGCUUCACAACCUAUUGGAAAUGAUGAUAGAUGACAUUUACGGUAUCAUCAAAUCAAGCGCAUGGAACUUUGUUACUGAAGUUCAAAAUCUCGCCAAAUAUCUUCAUACACAAAGCCAAAAUUAUUGUGAUUUAAGGAAAGAUGAAGAUAGUGAACUAUACCAGCUUACUCAAUCACUAGUCUCAAAUAUCUCCCACUUUCAACCUUUAAAAUUAGGGGAUUUCUUCUCGACUGAAAAAGAAUGGGAAAAGUGCCUUGAGUUUGCAUCAUAUGCUGAAAAAUUAAUUAAGGAAGGAAAAACUAAUAUUCCACGUUACCUUUAUGAUCUGAGGAAUCGAUCAGAUGAUUUUGAUCCUUAUUAUAGUGUUCUUUUUUAUUAUUCAUAUAGGAUUUCUACAAUUGAAGAAUUGAACGAAUUAUUAAAAUUAAAUUAA